Molecule: messenger RNA, 2043 nt
Organism: Sinocyclocheilus grahami
Lineage: Eukaryota; Metazoa; Chordata; Actinopteri; Cypriniformes; Cyprinidae
Product: guanylate kinase-like
Exons: 9
Coding region: 79-750 (223 amino acids)
Biological process (GO): purine nucleotide metabolic process
Cellular component (GO): cytosol
Molecular function (GO): GMP kinase activity
Source: RefSeq, a predicted model, not a curated record
UUGUCACUGGCAGUAAGCUGUGGCAGUUAGAAACACACACUUACAUACUUCACCAUCUAACCUGCACAGACAAGAGAAAUGUCAGGACCCAGGCCUGUAGUUCUGAGUGGCCCAUCAGGAGCUGGAAAAAGCACCCUGUUGAAGAGACUCAUGAAAGAAUAUGAAGGGGUUUUUGGAUUCAGUGUCUCCCACACCACCAGAAAUCCUCGGCCAGGAGAGGAAGAUGGAAAAGGGCUGAAUUGUCUCCCAAUGCUUCUGGGGGCUACUUUACUUCCUGUAGCAGACGUCCUGUCCUCUGAGACAUCUGAAGAUUACCACUUUGUCACCAGAGAGAAGAUGCAAGAGGGAAUUGACAAUGGUGAAUUCAUUGAGAAUGCAGAGUUUUCUGGGAACAUGUAUGGAACCAGCAAAUCAUCCAUAGAAGAUGUUCAGGCACAAAACCUCAUCUGCAUCUUGGAUGUUGACAUACAAGGAGUGAAAAACAUUAAAAAGACUGAUUUGAACCCCAUAUAUAUCUCCAUCCAGCCACCUUCAAUUGAGAUCCUGGAAAAGCGUCUGAGAGACAGACAAACAGAGACGGAGGACAGUCUACAGAAGCGUCUGGAGGCAGCGAGGAUUGACAUGGAGCUCAGUGAGGAACCGGGAGUUUUUGAUAUGGUAAUCAUUAAUGAUGACCUGGAAGAAGCCUAUGAGAAACUCAGAAGUGUUCUUAUUGAGGAAAUUGAGAAGGUGCAAGAUGCCAAGAAAUAGGAAAGGAAAAGCGGCACUUUUGACCAUUCUGCCCGACAACACAGGACAUGAAGCCUUUUUUUCCAGGCUUGUACGGUGCAAUCAUGGUGUUGGUUCUCAUGUCAGACUCUAAAAACUAUUCACUUAAAUGGCUAAUCAAGAUGGGUGCUAUGUUCAGAGGAGUGUGCUAUAGAGCUUUUCUCUGUGGGUGAGAAAAAAUCUAUGCAUGUAUGUUAAAAACAUCUCACUUCAAUUGAAGACUCUUCUCUAUUAACUCUCUCGAGCAUGUUUGCACCUUGAAUAAUGAAGGGAUAAAACUGUAACAAAUACGAGUUCAGUUGAUGAUGAUAGUUUGUUUAUCAUCAGCAUGUUAGUUCUAUAGUAGAGAAAUGAUUGUUUUUAAUAUGUAUGAUCUUUGUAGAGAGCUAUUACUGCAUGUUUGAUUCUCAGUUAGCCUUCAACAUGUGAAUGUAUUCAGCUGAAUGGUUAGUUUGAGUUGCACCUUCAUGUUUCUAAACUUGUGUUGAAUAUAAAACAAUGUCACUUUGAGUUAGCUGAAAUAAAAUAAAAUGAGCUACAGCUACAUUAAAUCAUUUCUCCAUUAUCGUUUUUCUAAUUCUCUUUUAAUGUCAACGUGAAAGUGAAAUAAAGUUAAUAAUCUCCUAGUUGAUUGUGUUAUAAAUAAAUAUAGCAUUAUAAUAUGCAAAGAUGUUAAACAUAUAAAUAACACGAAGCACAUUUUUACGCCUCUGACAUCAGUUGUUCCCAUUCCCAAACGCCCACCGUAAGUGUCAGUAACCAUGGCAACUGCAAACAUCAGUAACCAUGGCAACUGCAAACAUUGGCGGAAGUGAAGGUGAGAAACCAUGUCGUGGUUUGUAAAUAAGCUGUUAGCUGGAAAACAAAUAUGAUAUAGAUUAUAAACCUGCUAUUGUUAAGGUAAGAUUUUUCCGUUUUAAGUGUGCAUUAUAAAGCAAAUGGCAAACAGCCACAAUCCGACAAAAAGCUGUUUUAUUACUGUAAACAAAAAGUGUACUGGCACAGUAAUUACGUUCGGGUCCUUCCACCUCUGGAGAAAUGGAUAAUGUGUAAUAUCUGAUGUUUUUGGUGAAAUUCUUUGAUUAUGGUUCGUUUUUAUAUUCAGACAGUAACUGGGCUUUUCUGAAUGAACCUUUAGAAAUAAUGUACAGGCCUGAUACAGCAUACAGUUGUCACAAGCACUGUAUCUCAUAAUGUAUGACACAUUUUGAUAGAUAAAAUGUUUUAUGUGUUGUGCUUUUAUACUUCUGAAUCUAUUAAAUAUAUCUAAAUAUA